GGAUGGGGAUGGGGAUGGGGAUGGUGCAUACAGCCGCAGCCAGCCCAUCAUCCCGCGGCUGCUGCGCCGUUUUUAUACCUCGCUCUCUCUCUCUCUCGCUGCUGCCGGCGCUGCGCUGCCCUAUCGUGUCGCGGUUCCUGUCCACGUGCGUGGGAGGUUUUGGAUUCGGAUCCCACACAAGUGUGUUGCUCUGGCGAUAGAGUCGUUAGCGAUGUCCUGGCUAAAUCCCGCGUUGGUGGUAGUGGUGGUGGUAAUAAUGGUGGUGGGUGGGUGUUGGCAAUCUGCGCAGUCAGUACCGGAGCCGGGGAUUAGGUAAGGACCUGCGGUUACGGCCUUGCUUGGUACAUACCUAGGCAGCAUAUGUAUGUACUUGGCGGAAGAGAUGUAGAAAUGCAGUGUUGCAUGGGUAAUUCUCCCUGCAGACGUUGGGCUGCAUGUAUGCGGGACGGGCAUCCAU
Molecule: messenger RNA, 457 nt
Organism: Chaetomium fimeti
Lineage: Eukaryota; Fungi; Ascomycota; Sordariomycetes; Sordariales; Chaetomiaceae
Exons: 1
Source: RefSeq, a predicted model, not a curated record